CGUGCCGUCGGGCCCCAGCCACUUCCGGUGACGCACAUCCUCCAACAUGGCAGCUCGGCCUGAGGGAGCUGAGUUCACAGUGAUCCCGCUCCAGGUCUCCUCCCGCGGCUCCAGCUGCCGCCAGCUCUUUGUCAAACAGCACCGGGUCCGGGAGGCCGAGCCGCGGCGGCCGCAGGAUCGCACAGUGUUCGUGCUCAACCUGCCCCCGUACAUCAGCCAGGAGUGUGUGCACAGGUUGUUUUCACAGUGUGGCCCUGUCACCACAGUGGAACUACAGGAGAAGCCAGGCCCAAGCUCCAAAUCCAAGACCCAGGAAUCACCAUUCUUCUCAGGGCCACCUGCACAGGGUUUCCAAGUGGCCUACGUGGUGUUUAAGAGCUCAGCUGCAGCGAAACGUGCCGUGUCCCUGAAAACCCAGGAGCCCUGGGUCCUGAACACAACUCAGCACCCGCUCAGGACGGGCCUUCAGAGAUGGGCAGAGGAUUAUUGCUCCCGGAUCACUGACCCCCAGGAACUCCAGGAUGACAUUGAUCAGUUCAUGGAGCAGUAUGACCAAGAGCAGGCCAAGUUGGAGGCGAUGGCAGAGGUGGAGGAGGGCGUGCCCGAUGAGGACGGCUGGGUGAAGGUGACCCGGAGAGGCCGGCGUCCUGGGAUCCCCCGGACUGAGGCGGGAAACCUGCGGCUGAUCCAACGGGAGAAACAGAAACGGGCUCAGAAAGAGCUGCUCAACUUCUACAGCUGGCAGCACCGAGAGAGCCAACGGGAACAUAUCGCUCAGCUUCGGAGGAGAUUUGAGGAGGAUAAACAGAAGAUUGCUCUAAUGAGAGCCCAGCGCAAAUUCAAACCCUAUUGAAGGUCCCGCAUCCUAUCCGAGCCUGCCAUAGUUGGGGUGGGA
This is a messenger RNA of Hemiscyllium ocellatum (epaulette shark), 895 nucleotides long. It is a transcript of the gene rrp7a, whose product is annotated as ribosomal RNA processing 7 homolog A. Bases 47 to 853 code for a protein of 268 amino acids. Gene Ontology annotation, molecular function: RNA binding. Lineage: Eukaryota; Metazoa; Chordata; Chondrichthyes; Orectolobiformes; Hemiscylliidae. Gene Ontology annotation, cellular component: UTP-C complex; CURI complex. Gene Ontology annotation, biological process: ribosomal small subunit assembly; rRNA processing. The transcript is spliced from 7 exons. The record is from RefSeq and is a predicted model, not a curated record.